This is a messenger RNA of Parnassius apollo (apollo), 936 nucleotides long. NCBI's taxonomy places the organism in Eukaryota, Metazoa, Arthropoda, Insecta, Lepidoptera, Papilionidae. The record is from the annotation of a GenBank genome assembly.
AUGAAAAAGCAACUUUUAAAAAACCCUCGCGCGAGACGAAUGUUGGAUUUAAUACCUCUUGAUAAAAAUGAAGAAAAUCAUUCAUCUGAAUAUCCAACUUCUAUAUCUAAAGCAGAUAUUGCUGAAGAACUUGUUACAGCAAGUGUAAUCCAAAGAUCUUCGAAAGUGAAACAGUCUUACGACUUAAGAGAUUUGAAAACAAAAUAUUACGAUGAACGUGAUAAAGAGAACGAAGAUUACUCAACAGAUGCCUCUUCUGAGUAUGUACCAAGCCUUAACCGUGAAAUCCAAACACCAAGCUCCACUUCAAGUUUUGGAGGAGACUCAGCUUGUAUAGAAAAACUAAUUGAAACCAACAAUAAGCUUUGGAUCGGGGCCUCUAAACUGAUAUUGGAACAACCCACAGACAAGCAUAGCAAUCUGCUUUAUGCCAAAACACCUUCUCAUACACCAUCAUGCCAAGAACACCGAGUAGAAGAGGAUUCAGGAGACGAGACAUUAAAAUCAAAUAAUGGAGAUAAUACUUUGAUCCCAAAUGAAACAGUAGUUGGAAACAGUCCAAUUAUAGAUAUUACAGCAGAACAUGAAAAUCUGCAUAUUCUACAAAGCAUAGAAAUGAAUCAAGCAAAAGUAUCCACAUUAGUAAUUAAUCGUGAAUUAAGUAAUCGUCAAGACAUUGAAAUAGGUCAAGAAGUCCCGCAGAUUAACGAUACCUAUACGGUUCAAUCAAAUGAAUUGUCCUCUUCUGAUCAAGAAAAUCUACAAAUAGAGAAUAUGCCUAAUAAUGAACAAUUUGAACAUUCUGUUACACCAAAUCAAAACAAAUUAAGUAGAAAACGAACUUGUAAGAUGGAUGAAUGGAAAGAUAAAAAAAACAAAGCUAUGAAAAAUUCUGGAAAAUCCUACGAAGGGGUUCGUACUAAAAAAAAAACUUGA